CAGGUGGAGAAGGACCUGCGCGUGGACCGCAGCCAGCUGCUGCUCAGGGGCUCCCAUGUCGUGGCUCUGGUGCCCGCGAAGUGGCUGGCCAGCCUGAAGGAGCGAGGGGUGCUGCCAGUCCUGUGCCCGCAGCCCGAAGGCCUCAGCAAGAUGGAGGUCCACACGUGUCUCCAGCACUCCGUUCAGAAGCUGCCCGCAGGCUGGACCCGAGUGGAAGUCCACGGGCUGCGGAAGAAUUGGCUGCGCUAUCGGCUGACUGCAGACCCCGGCCUGCAGAGAGGGCCCGCGGGGGGUCCAGAAACCCUUCACGAGUUCAUGCGCAGCGUGGCUUCCCAGAACUGCAGGAAUCUAUGGAGCCAAGCCCACCGCUCGUACGCCCAGUGCUACCACCCUGCCUCCGCUCCGGCUUCUGUUCUGGCCCUGGAGGGGCUCCGGGCUGCCCUCCAGAAGCUCUACCGCUGCCCGUUCAUCCCUGUGGGGAGGCCCCCCUCCUGCUCCUCUCCUGCUAAAGAGGAGGACUUCCCUGGCAGCGCUCCCCUGCUCUUCUCCAGCGUCCUGCAGGCAGACGCCAUCCUGGAGUCCUCGGAGAUGCUCUACGUCCUCUUCCCAUAUGUCUGGUACUCCCUGCGCGACCUCAUCACCUUCAGCCCCGCCAAGCUGACGAACAGCCACGCCAAGCUGCUCUUCAUCCUUUUCCAGGUCUUGCUGGCCAUGCAGGCCUGCCAUGAGGCAGGCCUGGCGUGUGGCCUCUUCUCGCUGGAGGACGUAGCAGUGGACGAGAAGCUCUGUGCCCGGCUCAGGGUUCCGCUUCAGGGGUAUGAGCAGCUUGGUCGGGAGGAGGCAGGGGAGGGAGGAGCUGUGGCGGCAGCCUCCAGCGGUCCCGGCCAGGACCCCGCGGAGGAGCGUGCCGCUUCCACUGCUGCAGAAGGGACCCUGGCCUUGCGGGACCUUGGGGAUCUGGUGCUGGACUGGGUGCACGGCCGCCUCAGUAACUUUGACUAUCUCAUGCACCUGAACCGCUUGGCUGGGCGGCGCCUGAGGGACCCUAACUAUCACCCCGUGCUCCCUUGGGUCAUGGAUUUCACCACCAGAAGCGGCCAGUUCCGGGACCUGCGCAAGUCCAAGUUCCGCCUCAACAAGGGGGACAAGCAGCUGGACUUCACCUACGAGAUGACCAAGCAGGCCUUUGUGGCGGGAGGCGGCCUGAGUGGGGAGCAGCCCCAUGUGCCUCAUCACAUCUCAGAUGUCCUCUCUGACAUCACCUAUUACGUCUACACGGCACGGCGGACUCCCAAGGCCGUGCUGUGUUCCCACGUCCGGUCCCAGUGGGAACCCAACGAAUACCCAGCCAACCUGGAGCGCAUGCAGGGCUGGACUCCGGAUGAGUGCAUCCCCGAAUUUUACUCCGACCCCACUAUCUUUAAGUCCAUCCACCCCGACAUGCCAGACCUGGAGGUGCCAGCCUGGUACGGCUCUUGCGAAGAGUUUGUUGCCGCCCACCGUGCCCUGUUGGAGAGCUCAGAGGUGUCUCGGGACCUGCACCACUGGAUCGACCUCACCUUUGGCUAUAAGCUGCUGGGCAAGGAGGCGGUCAAGGAGAAGAACGUCUGUCUUCAUCUGGUGGACAACCACACCCACCUCACCAGCUAUGGGGUGGUGCAGCUCUUCGACCAGCCCCACCCCAGGCGGCUGCUGGGAGCCGCCUUCCUGCCUGCGGAGGCUCCUCUCCUCGCCCAGCCUCUCCUCCCCACCGUCCAGGAAACGCGCGUGCUGGAGAGCCCCAAGGGUGGCCAAGCAGCCAGUGGGCUCGUCGCAGGCGCAGCUACCUGCGAAAGCAGGUUGGGGCUGAGCGCAGGAGAUGAGGUAGAGCAGGGAGCAGAGGCCCUGGAGUCUGCUCCGGUGGUUUGCCGAGGUGCGGAGCUGCCCGGUCCUUCCACCCCGCUUCCCGGCUUCCCUAUCGACAGCAGGCAGCUCACCUGGAGGCCCAGGGCCCCCAUGUCUGUCCUGCAGGCGGAAGGGACGGAGGUCAAGGUCGUCCUCCCUGACGGGCACUUGCUGCUUCAGGCCCUGGAGGAGCUAGAGAAGCUGGACGCUUUCUUGCUGAAGGCCUUGCACGGUACCGUGGGCCACCUGGAGCAGCCACCGUCACGGCUCCCGGUGGCUCUCUCGGACCUUUUUCAAAGGGAUAUGCAGGUGCUGGGCGUCCUGGUAGGUGAGGUCAUCUUUGCAGCCAAAUUGCGCACCUCCAAGCCAAUGGCGCCGCUGCGUGAGCGCUUCCAGACAGUUCGGAAGCUCUGUCAGUUUCACCCCAAGGAGGUCCCCUCUCCGCUCCAGCAUCUGCUGGAAGUGCUGCUGCGGCUGAAAAUUCCCGACACCCAGCUUCUGAGAGAGACUCAGGGCAGCAGGGUGCCCCAGCUGUUUGCCUACGAGCCCGUCUGGCAAGGUCUCCCCCCACCAUGCCCGUCACAGCUGCUGAGCCCCUACAGCGGGGUCCUCCCCUUCCCAGUGUACUUCCCCUCCCUGCACAAGUUCAUCCUCACCUACCUUUCCCAGGAGGCCGGGGAUGAGGGGCAGGGCCGGGAGUUAGUGUUCCAGCUGUGGCAGCAAUUGGAGGGGAUUCUGAAUGGCAUUGCUCCUGAAGGCCUGGAGAUUCUGCUGCCCUUCAUCCUGGCCCUGCUGUCGGAGCAGAGGACAGCUGUCCACGCUGCCUGGUACCUCUUUGAGCCCAUUGCCAAGGCCUUGGGCCCCAAGAACACCAACAAGUACCUGCUGAAGCUCCUGAUCGGGGCCUACGAGAGCCCCCGCGGCCUGCACGGCCGCUUCUACCUCUACACGGACUGCUUCGUGGCCCAACUGAUGGCUCGGCUGGGGCUGCAGCCCUUCCUCGCUCACCUGCUGCCCCACAUCCUGCAGGUGCUGGGGGGCGCAGAGGGCUCUUCCCAGGAGGAGAACAAGGCCUUGCUGCUGGGCGCAGCGGAGGAUGACGAGGAGAGUGGCAGGAGCAGCCCGGAGUCUUGUUCUUUUGGGGAAGAGGCCAAAGGGGAUGCCGGCUUGGAGCUGGCGAAUUACAUGUCCGGCGUCAGCCUGCACGAUCAGGCGUACCUGCCGGAGAGCGAGGAGCUUCAGAACGGCCUCUACCUGUCUGAGGCCCUGAGCCUGGGCCAGCUCGGUGGCAAGAGCAGUGCCAGUGAGGGGUUGCUGGGGGAGGACCCAAGGGACAAAGCCAGCCUCCAGGGCCCAGACAGCGGCCAAGACCUGAAGCACAGCGAGGAGGAGGACGACGAGCUGGAGGAGGAGCUGGAGGAGCUGGAGGAGGACAGGGAAGAAGGUCGCAAGGAGGCUGCAUCAGUCACAGAGGAGCUGGUCCUCUCGGCAGCGGCUGGCAGCUCUGUGGACACUAGUCUGGCUGAGGGAGACGGGCAGGCGGGGGAGCUGGUCCUCUCGGCGGCGGCUGGCAGCUGUGUGGACGCUGGUCGGGAUGAGGAAGACGGGCAGGUGGAGUCUGGGCAGGGCCGGCAGGCCCUGCUGGACCAGGAUGUUGACAAAGAGCAGAGCAUCCUGCUGGACACAGCCUGCAGGACGGUACGGUGGCUCUCGGCCAAGCUGGGCCCCACCACAGCCUGCCGGUACGUUGCCAGGAACCUCCUCCGGCUGCUGGCCUCCUGCUAUCUUGGUGCAAGCAGGCAGCAGUUCGUGGCUGGAGCCGAAGAGGGCGGUCCCCUGAGUGCUGGAAGCCUGGAUCGGAGGCGGCCUGUGGAGGGCGACGUGGUGUCGGAGCCGGUGCUCGCUUGCCUGGUCCACCUCGCGCACCUGUACGGGGAGCCAGUCCUCACCUACCUCUACCUGCCCUACAUCAGUUACCUGGUUGCUCCCGGCGGUGGGGCGGCCGCUGGCCGGCUGAACAGCCGCAAGGAAGCUGGGCUCUUGGCAGCCGUGACGCUUGCCCAGAAGAUCGUGGUCUACCUGUCAGACAGCACCCUCAUGGACCUCCUGCCCAGGAUCAGCCAGGAGGUCUUGCUUCCCCUCCUUGGCUUUCUCACGUCACCCACCGUCAGUUUCCCCAGCGGGGUCCAGGGCCGGAUCGUCUUGUGCCUCAAAACCAUCAGCCUCACGGUGCUGGUUUGUUUACGGAUCGGACCCGAGAUGGCGCAGCAGCACCUGCGCGACACGCUCCAGAGGUUCUUUGAAACCUUUUCCUUGCUGCCGUUGGAGCCGGCCCGGCUGGUGUCUCCAGACUCCCCUGCUCUUCUGGAGCUCCAGAAAGUCUUCAGCCCAGAGAUGGCCUACGUUGCCUUUGUGCCCUUCUCUUGCGUGUUAGGUGACGCCAUUCACACAAUUAUCCCAAACCACGCCUUAAUCGGGCAACUGGCCAGCCUCUACCUGGACCACGCGAGUCCCAGAAGCACCUUGUCUGAAAGGCAGGCAGCCCCUGGGGCAGGCCGGGCCUUCGCAGAGCAGGGGACUGUGGGCACGGAGCCCUCCUUCAGCCUGCCUGAGGACACGCGCUCUGGCACGUUUGGGAGCGUGCUGGUCGGCAACCGCAUCCAGGUCCCCUCCGAAGCCCAGCGGGAGUUCUCCAGUAGGCCCGGCAAUGGGCUCUGCCCCAAGGGUGGGGGCCGGGAGGAGGAGACGCUGAAGCAGGAGCUGCGCCGCAGCACCCACCUCCUCUGUGGCAACUGGCUGGCUUACUGGCAGUACGAGAUCGGGGUGAGCCAGCACGAUGCCCACUUCCAUUUCCACCAGAUCAAGCUGCAGAGCUUUGCGGGCCACGGAGGCGCCAUCAAGUGCGUGGCCCCUCUGAGCGGAGAGGACUUUUUCCUGAGCGGCAGCAAGGACAAGACCGUGCGCCUCUGGCCCCUCUACAACCGGGGGGACGGCACCCACGAGACCGAGGCCCGGCUGACCUAUGACCGGCACAAGAAGUCUGUCUUCUACGUUGGCGUGCUAGAGGCCCCUCAGCACGUGGUCAGCUGUGAUGGCACCGUCCACAUCUGGGACGCCCCCACCGGCAGAGUGAUUCGCACUUUCGAAGCAUUGGACUCCAAGGCGCCCAUCACAGCCCUCAGUACCAUGCCACCUCCCUACAGCAGCAUCAGCAUCGCCAGCGCAGACUCGGUGCUUCGCUUCAUCGACCACCGGAAGCCAGGCUGGCAGCAGGAAUUCCGGCUGGCCAGCGGGCCAAAUGCGGGGCUCAUCCGCUGCCUGGCUGUCAGUCCUAGCGGGCGUAGUGUGGCGGCCGGCUUCUCCUCUGGCUUCAUGGUCCUUCUGGACACCAGAACAGGCCUGAUCCUGAGAGCUUGGUCAGCACACGAGGGAGACAUCUUGCAGGUCAAGGCCACCGAGAGCAACAUGCUGGUCAGCUCCUCCUCCGACCACUCACUGACUGUCUGGAAAGACCUGGAGCAGAAGCCGCUGCAGGUGUACAAAUCGGCCGCGGAGCCUGUCCACACCUUUGACCUCUACGGCAGCGAGGUGGUGGCUGGCACGGUGGCCAACAGAAUUGGCGUCUAUGCAUUACAGGAGCUCUCGGCCCCUGGUGUCACCAAGCUGAGCUCAGAGAACUUCCGAGGGACCCUCACAAGCUUGGCUGUCCUUCCCACCAAAUGCCACCUUCUGCUGGGGUCGGACAACGGCACUGUCCGGCUGCUGGCAUAGCCCUGCUUCCGGAUGCGGAGGGGGACAGCUGGUGGCUGGCCAACAGCCAUGUGGGACCAGAAGCCUUGGGGACGCCUCCUUCCCCAGUCCGGCUGCUGGGCAGCCCAAGGAAAGCCAUCACCGUAUGUGCCUGAUGCUCCGUGGGGACCGGCAGAGAUUCCCCUGGGGUGCUUGGGGGGCUGUCCCCUUCUCCCCACUCAUGUGGCAUUCCUGCUCUAACCUGUGGGGGCUGGCAGGAGGGAGGGGAGGAGGAAUAGCAGCAGAUCCACAGCUUUUGGGUGGUGGCCCAGGAGUGUCGUGCUGUGCUGUUCCCUCCGGGCACCUCCAACUGCUUUCUCUCCCCUGAUCUCAUCUCUUGGGGAAGGGGCUUCUGGGCAGGAAGGAGCUAUGGCCCCCUGCCCCACUCUUCCCACUGUUGGCCUAGAGUUGGAAGCGGACCCGAAGCCCUCUCUCUGCUGAAGAGGCUCCCUGAUGUUCCUCCCCAGACAUUCUCCAGCUGGGGGCCAGAAACCUCGGCUGGACAGUAUCUGAAUCUUGGGUCUGAGGGGUGUCAGUUCCACCUCGAAGGUGUGAUAGAAAGGCUCUGGGGUUGGGGGGUCCAUUUAGUCCUUGCUCUCCUACGUGGAGAGGGGUCUCCCUGGAGAAGGGCCAGCCCAGCCCUGCAAGCAUUUUGCAUCCGUUCCUGGGGUGGGAGCAGAUUCUCACGGCUGAUUGAAUGGAUUGCAAUAGAUAAAUAUAAACGUCCUGAGUAACCCCCUGCAACUGUCAAUGACUUUGUUUGCUGAGGGGUGGGGGAGCAGCUUCCCGGUUGAGAAGGCAAGCGGGUAACAGAGGAAUGGCACAGCCAUUGCCUCCCUGCCUCCAUCUUUUCCAACCCAAAAGUCAUCAUCCCCCCGAAACGGCAAGCCGGAAAUGGCGAACCCCCGGUCAGGAAGGAACCCCUGUCUUGGGGCGGCUUUCUCCCGCUUGACUGGGGAACUGGAUCCAAGGAUGCCGACAGUCUCGCCAAAUGACCCUUCCUGUGCUGCUUUUGAGAGCUCCUGGAGACCUCGCAGAGCACCAGGCAGACCUCUCCGUCUUCGGAGGGGGAGAGGUCGGGCAGUCCCACCUUGAUUCCUGAGCAGAGACGAUUUGCAAGCACCGCUGAGAGUAAGAUGGUGAUUUCCUGUAUGAGUUUGUCUAGGACCGACCCUUAUCCCAGCCUGCUAUCCCUGAAGCCCCUUCCCAGCCCCUCUGUGCCACAGAGGACCUUCGGUCCCACCCAGCAGCCCUGUAGCUAGCUGGAGGUCGUCAGCCGGGCUGUCCGUUCACCCUCUAGGCAAGGGAGCUCUCGGCCAGCAGGUAGCAGGAGGCAUUAAUGGCCCCGAAUGGCUCACCCCCCUUUGCUGCAGUUUAGCGGAAGGGAGAGGUGCGAAUAUUUUGCGCUGCUUUAAAAGAUUUGAUAGAGUCUAUAAUUGUGGUCAUAAAUUAGGGAAAAGGGAACUCUGGGAUGUCAUUCAUCGAUCUGCAAGGGGGGACCCGAUGCUCCUUUGCGGGAGGGGCUGCUCGGGCCAGGCACAUCCUCUGUGGAGCCCUUGGAUGAGUUCAUACAUUGAAGCGGGCUCAUUGCGCCGAGCGCCCACGAUCCCCAGUUGCGCCUCUGGCUUCCAGGAGCCGUUCGCUGGACGCAGUGUCCGGUCUAACACGGGCAGAUUGUGACAGCCGCACACGGUUUGUGCUGGAGCGGUGAGCGGCUUCUGCUCGUCCCCCUCCCUCUGAUAGUUGACUAGGUUGACUUUUAAGAGGAUUUUUACCCCUAAAAGGCGCCCGCCCGGUCCGCCCUUCUGGAUAGCUCCCAGCACAAGGCCUGUCCUCUUCUACGGUCGAUCCUCGCUCUUCCUUCAGAGUGGCCGUUCUGUUUUUAUUUCAAAUGCUUCCGGGCACCAGGGCAACCUGUGACCAAAAGGAGUUGAUGGGGGGGGCAUGCGUUCUGAUGACCAAACAGCCCAGCCGAGGUGGUUCUUGCCUGUUUCGGAGGUGGCGGAGCCCAGCGGGCAGAGCGGGAGGUCCUCUGCUCCAGAGGCAGGAGAUCUGGGGGCAGGAGCUUCCACAGGGCAGCCGGGAGCCCUCUGGCCGAGGGAGAAGCCCCCCUCCACUUCCUGAUGGCUCUGCUGCUGUGGGUGCUGCUGGUGGCCUGCUCGCCUGCUCUGUGUGCUGGGCAGUCCCAG
Messenger RNA from Python bivittatus (Burmese python), 7862 nucleotides. NCBI's taxonomy places the organism in Eukaryota, Metazoa, Chordata, Lepidosauria, Squamata, Pythonidae. The record is from RefSeq and is a predicted model, not a curated record.